AGCGAAAAAACUGUAGCUGUAACUAAAUGUUUUUAUAAAGUAACUUUUUAACUCUGCUUAUUUUUUAUGUCCGCAGGGUAUUAUGGUACUUUGUAUAAGUGUGGAUUUUGUUUACCACAACAAUGCCCCUUUGUCAACGGUCAUCGAUCAUUUCGUAUUGACUUCAUGCGGAAUUUUGACCAUUGUAAAGAUAGCGCUGUUACGGUUGCAUCACGACGACCUGCUGAAGAACCUAGGCAGCGCAGUGUGUGAUUGGACGUAUAUCACAAAACAGGAUCAUCGGCAAGUCAUGUUUCACUAUACCAAUCUGGGCAGAUUUGUCUUCUUCUUUCAGAUGGGUUCCUCGUAUUUUGUCAUCAUGCCAUUGGUAGUCGGACCACUCCUGUCCUCUGCGAUGUUGCCUUCCUCACAGAACGUCACAUUAACUGCAAAAUCCCAGAGAGAGAUGCGAGCUAUGGAAUUACCUCACGAGAUGAUCUGUCCGUUUGAUGCUCAGCUCGUUUGCUACGGUAUAUAUAUUCUUCAAACUGUUCAGCUGAUCACGACAGUCACGGGGAAUGUUGGCAGCGACGUUUUUCUCUUUGGAGUUUGCAUGCAUCUCUGUGGUCAGCUGGAACUGCUCGGUCUAGAACUGUUGCGGUUCCACGAAGAGAAGAAGAACGGUUGUGGGAAACGAACUAAAAUGGUCACACUGAUCGAGAGACACUGUUUUCUUCUGGAUCUAGCCAAAGACAUCGUUAAUACACUCGAUAUCAUUUUGAUCGCUCAACUGAUUCUCCACGCUUCGCUGAUAUGUUUAAUAGGAUUACAGCUCAUUGUGUCAUUGGCAAGCCGUGAGUUUAUUUUUGUCACGAGAAGCAUAAGUUCUUUUAAUAUAUUAAUGAUACAGCUGUUUUUAUACAGCUACAUGGGAGAAACUUUGUCGUCAAAAACGCAAGCGAUUUCUCGCGCGAUUUAUUUAAGUAAAUGGUAUGAAAUGCCACCAAGCAUUGUCCGAGAUAUAUAUUUUAUAAUAGUUCGUGCUAACGUGCCCGUUUGUAUAAAAGUGGGUAAAUUCUAUAAUAUCGAUCUCAACAGUUUCAAAAAUGUUCUGAAAUUGUCAGUUUCUUAUUUUUCUGUAUUACAAAUUAUGCUGGUUCAAUAAUGAUUGUUAGAAACAUAAAUAUAUUUGAUAAAAAUUUAUAUUUUGCUUUUUACUUCUCACAAAGUAGAAAGUAGAUAAGCGUAACAUACCUUCUGUAUCACUUUCGAGCGGAAAAAUUCAUAAAAUUCGACUGACCGUCGACGCAGCGUUGCAAUUGCGAAAUAAAACGUUAUGCACACGGAACGUAACAUAGUGACUGAAUUGUGCAUACAAGUAAACGUCUUCUCUAUGUAGUAAAAUAUAGGUAUACGUUGUUCGACGUCCGCAACAACUUAGAAGAAAUGGUCACGUGAAUUCAACGACAAUUUGGCGUAAAAGCAUAAUCUUCAGCACUUUCUGAUAAUGCGUUAAGAAAGUAGGGACGGGUUGAUAAGCGGGUAUACGUUUCGAACUGAAUAAAAAAUGCACAGUAAUACCUGCGUUGUGUCCAUGUACCGGACACAUUACUGGUUAUUGGCAUCAGUUACAGUCAUUACCUCGCCCCGAUGGCAAGCGAACGAUGGAAGAACGAUACCGCGUACGCGAUGACUCCCUUCAAGCUGUUAACGUGGCCCAUCGGUAUUUGGCCACUUCAAACUUAUAACAUCCAUUCGCUAAUACGAUUCAUCUUUGCCACUUGUUGCAUGAGCAUAUUAGUGGUCUUGCCUUCCAUGGAGUUUCACAUGGGCUGCACUAACGCGGAGCAGAAGAUAGACGGUCUCAUGUUGGCCUGUUGCGGCAUACUCGGAGUGCUGAAGUCUAUAUGCUUUCGCAUAUACGCGAAAAACUUAACUGACAAUUACGGUUCCGCCCUGAAUGAUUAUCUGACGAUUGAAAACACGGAGCACCGUGCCAUUAUGCGAAGACACUCUGUUAUAGGAAGAAUUGUAUCUUGUUUCAUGGUGCUCUUUUCUUACGUUAGCGUGACGAUAUAUUCGCUAAUUCCUCUUCUGGGUGAAGAACUGGCUGAUGAUCAAGAUCACAUUAAGAUCAUUAACGUAACAAAUGAAGAUGUAUUAGAUUACCCAAUACCAUCAGGAUGCGCAUUAGAAUACUUGCAUGUCCCAAUAAGCAUGUAUAAAUUUACCUGUCUAUUGGAAUUUAUCGUGCUAGUACUUACAUGUACUGCUAAUCACGGUAAUGAUGCUUUGUUCCUCAAUAUUACAAUACAUAUGUGUGGUCAAGUGCAAAUUUUGAAGACCAAUUUCAUGGACCUUGCCUCAGAUCCGCAAGUCUAUGAUCGUUUUAAUACUCUAAUUCAGAGACAUAACUAUCUGAUGGAAUUGGGCAAAAAACUGGAUGAAUCGAUCAGUAUAGUUUUGGUGACGCAGUUAUUUAUUAGCAGCAUAUUGUUAUGUAUAAUGGGGUUUCAAUUUAUCUUAGCAUUAAAAAUGAACAAUAUUGUUGUAAUGGGGAAAAGCUGCAUGGUAUUGUGUACCUUCUUAACACAAUUAUCCGUAUAUAGUUUCGUCGGGGAUUACUUUAAAAACCAAAUGGAAGAAGUUGGACUUUCCAUUUAUCAAAGUAACUGGUAUAAUCUUCCUGCGAAGUUGGCGAGAAAUUUAAUCUUCGCCAUUAUGCGGACACAAUCUCCCGUCAAGCUGCAGGCUGGAAAUUUCAUCGUGAACAUUUAUGGAAAUACUUGGUAUAUGGCCGCUGCAAAAGAGGACGAUAUUCACGAUAAUCCAAUGGAUCUUGGUAACAUUUGUGCAGGCAACGGGAUCAUUGUUAGUUGUCACCAUUCUUCUUCCUGUGUAUGGAAUUCACUGAAAAUACUAGUGACGCUGGUGGAAAAUGACAAGGAAUCGUACAAGAUCAUGAAGAGACAUGCGUCUAAAUCCAGACUGUGUACUUUGUGCAUGCUGUACUCAGCUUACAUAUGUGGUUCUCUUUAUAUCCUCACUGUCAUAUUUAUAAACUUAAAAGGCUUUUUUUUACAAGAUCAAAUGAUGAACGCGUCAAAUGGUAAUGUUAGUACGGAUGAUAGAGUGUUUAUAAUGCCUUGUGGAUUACGUAUAAUAUUUUGCUUGAAAAACGGCGAAUAUGUCGAUUUAACGAAAACUGUUAUGCUCUUGAACUACAUGCUCUUGGAGUCACUGAUAUACUGCUACGGCGGUGAUUUUAUACAAAAAGGAAGUGAAGGUAUAUUCCAUGCAAUGUUCAUGGCUUCCUGGUUUACGCUUCCUGCAACGUUGAUGAAGGAUUUUAACUUCGCAAUGAUGAGGUCAAGCUAUCCGUUUCGUCUUACCGGCGGAAAAUUUUUCUACGUCAAUCGCGAAGCGAUAGUAAAGGAAUAUUUUGCUCGUGGAAAGAAACGCAGACCUACUAUACAGAACAUCAUCGUUCAAUUCGUAAUUGAUUGUAAGCAUCUAUACGCUGGCACAACAGCAUUAUACAUUGAAAAUGGUGUGCAUUAUCGGACAUUUCAAAGAUGCGCGGUAGACACAAAUUUGUCAUAUCACUUAUCUUACUACCCUAAAGGUUGGUCACUGCGGAAGGACCUUAUGCGUAUACACGAUAGCAAUUUUCUUCAGAGCAAAAGUAAGGCAUCGACCCGAGCAACCCGUCACGCACGACUACAAUUUUCCUUUUUGAGGUCGAAACCGGCCAAUACAUCGUUAAACAUGAGGACGAAUUGGAACAGUGGUAUAGAUUAUGGCUUUUCUACGAUAAAAUCGAUGAUGUGGAUACUUGGUCUGUGGCCUUUGCAGCGGGAUAACGUAGUUUACACGAUUCAAUGGUUCAUAAUGUUCACAGCAGCGUCUCUCACAAUGAUCAACGUGCUGAUAGAACCUUUCAAGACCUGUGAUGCUGUCAGAGACGGUUUCGAAAUUCUGCGUUUAACAGAAAGCAGCAUACACGGAUGGUUAAACAUCAUUUUCCCGCGAAUUUACAUGAAAAAGAUCGCCGUUAAUAUCAAUGCUGCGAUCAAUGACUGGUCGUCUACAGCUAUAAAGAAAGAGUCGCGCGUAGUGAUGAUGGCGUACGCACGUACAGGACGUCUGAUCGCGCUGACUCACUUGAUUGUUGGGGCAUUAGCAGGCAUCUUAUGGUACAUAUCCGUCUUCCUCAGCAAUAAACAAGAGGCUGCAACUGUAGGUAACGACACUGUGACUACAUGGAAUUUUGUCCUUCCAUCAACAUGUUUGUACAAAGGGGUUUCAUAUUUCACGUAUAAAAUAUUGUUUACGAUGCAAAUAAUACAAGGAAUUUUAAUAUUGAUAUCGGAAUGUGCUUGCGACAGCUUGUUCUUUAGCAUCACUAUGCAUAUUUGUGGUCAGUUACAACUUCUCAAAAUACAGUUUAUGGAGAUUAGCAAGAAAUGCCGCGAAGAAAAGUGUCAUGCGAAUGUUUUGAAGCCAUUCGUUAAAAGACAUUGCCAACUGAUAGUACUGGCCAGGAAUAUCGAAGAUGCUUUUAGUAUUAACAUUUUACUACGCCUUUUAAUAAUUAGCGUAGUCAUUGCAGCUUCAGGAAUAGGAACUCUCCUGUCAAUUAAGCAACAAGAUUAUAAGGAAAUGAUAAAAAUGUUAAUAUCCAUUCAAUUUUAUAUGGUGCAGACCUUUUUGUAUACAUAUGCCGGCGAUAUGUUGCAAAAUCGAAGCGAGUCGAUUGUUUACGCCAUAUACAGCUCCCCAUGGCAUGAAAUGUCGUCCGUCAUGGUGAAAGAUCUGAUAUUCAUUAUGACGAGGAUGAAGAACCCUCUUCGAAUUAGCGCCGGAAAAUUUUUCUAUCUUACGCGAAACACUAUGACAGAUAUCUUGAGAACCACCUUAACAUAUAUAUCGUUCUUACAAGUGACAAUGAACAAAAAAUUCCUUCAAUAACUUUUGUGUUAUAAAAAGCGACAUAUGUAGAUAAGUAAAAUAAAAUAUAAAUUAUA
Messenger RNA from Vollenhovia emeryi, 5006 nucleotides. RefSeq lists its product as uncharacterized. Gene Ontology annotation, biological process: sensory perception of smell; detection of chemical stimulus involved in sensory perception of smell. Lineage: Eukaryota; Metazoa; Arthropoda; Insecta; Hymenoptera; Formicidae. The record is from RefSeq and is a predicted model, not a curated record. The coding region runs from base 1630 to 4950 and encodes 1106 amino acids. Gene Ontology annotation, cellular component: plasma membrane. Gene Ontology annotation, molecular function: olfactory receptor activity; odorant binding. The transcript has 14 exons.